Humulus lupulus (European hop) is the source of this 1487-nucleotide messenger RNA. RefSeq names its product probable inactive shikimate kinase like 2, chloroplastic. Lineage: Eukaryota; Viridiplantae; Streptophyta; Magnoliopsida; Rosales; Cannabaceae. The coding region runs from base 45 to 1214 and encodes 389 amino acids. The transcript has 8 exons. The record is from RefSeq and is a predicted model, not a curated record.
AAAUUACCAAACAUCCGAACAAUUCCAAUCCUAUCAAGUUUCAAAUGGCCACUUCCUUUUCUCUGAGCUUAUUAAAAUUUUCCCACAACCCAAACACUACUACUGCUACUACCUAUACAAACACCCUUUCCCAUCUCCAACCCAAACAUUCUUCUUCUUUUAGACCCAAAAACCCUUAUCCCCCUCGCUUUUUUACCACCAACGGCAAUGCCUCUUUCAACAAUUCCCACCCUCGCUUCUCCCGCGCCCGCGGUCUCUCCUCACUCCCUCUUUCCACCAACAAUUACGAGUUCUUUGAUAAUUCUUCUGAGGUGGAACUGAGGGUACAUUUAAAGGACCAAAAUGUUCGAAGUUCCAAAGAUGUUUUUGUGGAUGCAAAUGAAACCUCUUUAACGAUCAGAGCACUGAAUUCGGGGUCUCCUACAACACUAAUUGAAACUAAUCGUUUGUUCGACAGAGUAAAGCCUGCAGAAACAAUCUGGUUGAUAGAUGAUGAUCAACUGGUUGUAAUCUUGAAGAAGCAGGAUCCAGAUUUGAAAUGGCCUGACAUUAUGGAGUCCUGGGAAUCCUUGACAGUGGGAUCUUCACAACUUCUGAAAGGAGCUUCAAUCUACAUUGUUGGGGAGUCAACAAAUAUCAACCAGCAAGUGGCUAAGGAACUUGCAGUGGGUAUUGGGUAUACACCAUUUAGUACGAAGGAGCUGUUGGAAAAUUUUGCCAAGCAAACUAUUGAUUCAUGGGUUCUUUCUGAAAGCUCUGAUUCUGUAGCUGAAGCAGAAAGUGCUAUAUUAGAAAGUUUAAGUAGUCAUGUUCGGACUGUUGUUGCAACACUAGGAGGACAGCAGGGAACAGCUCGAAGGACUGAUAAAUGGAGACAUCUGCAUGCAGGAUUUACCGUAUGGUUGUCACAAACUGAAGCUAUAGAUGAAGAUUCAGCAAAAGAAGAAGCCAGGAAACAUGUUCAAGAUGGUGGAUCAGGUUACUCAAAAGCAGAUGUUGUCGUCAAGUUCCAGGGUUGGGAUACAGAUUAUGCCAAAAGUUUGGCUCAGGCAUGCCUGAGUGCCCUCAAACAAUUAAUUCUAUCUGACAAGAAGCUCCCAGGUAAGAAGAGCCUCUACAUACGGUUAGGAUGCCGUGGUGAUUGGCCGAACAUUAAGCCUCCUGGUUGGGAUCCAUCAUCAGCUGGAGGUGGUGUAUCUCCUGCUACAUUUUAAUCCAAUUUUUAGAUGAACAGUUCAAUUUUUGUUGUUGGUGAUAUGUUCCCUUAAGCUUUGUUGUGAAAUGUAAAGAGUUGUUUCUCAUUAUAGUGGUGUUAUUGUUCACCAAGAUAAAAGGCUUGAGUUGGGAAAUCUACCAUAUGCACAGUUGAGCUUUCCUUUCCACAAAAUACAUAGUAAUUGUUUAAGAACCAACAUAUUUUUUAUAUUAUUAUUUAACCACAAAUAUUAAUUUGCAAUAUUAACUAAGUUUAUCUUGCACCACAAAAA